Molecule: messenger RNA, 1334 nt
Organism: Ectocarpus sp. CCAP 1310/34
Lineage: Eukaryota; Phaeophyceae; Ectocarpales; Ectocarpaceae
Source: the annotation of a GenBank genome assembly
CUCGUUCUUAGUUCUCCACGGCAAUCGACUCCGCUUGGUCGAAUUGCAUUCAGAGGACACCACUCUCGAGGUCAUCAGACCUAAUCUCGUUCUAGGACGGCCGUCCCGACUUGGGCCUGGCCGUGGCUCGUGGCAGCCUCAUGCAGGUAGACCGCACAAUCGAAAUCCGAGGGGAAGAGAGGGUAGUGAGACAGCAGCGGAAGAAUCACAUCCGCGGGAUACUGCUAAUCAGCCAGCUGUUGAGAAAGGGUACCACCGAGGCAGCUGGAAAACCUGUGCAAUCUGUGGUUGCUGAUGAAGUUGAGCUCCUCGAAAAGGGUAGAGAGCACGUUGAAGGCAUCCGAGAGAGAGCAUCGAAACGCGGGAAACGACAGCCUGCUGCUGCUGCUGCUGCUUCAUCUGCUGCGGCGAAGAAGGCGAAGCGCAAGGGGGCGGACGCAGCUCUCUCCGACCCUCUAGCAUUGGCUCAUGAUGGCGGGACUAGACGUGGUGCUACCUCAGAUACUUCGCGGGAGGAAGCGGUUGCGGAGGAGCGUCGCUCUAGCGCGAUGGAUUUGAUGCAGAACGACCCCGUGUUGAUGGAGCGAGUACGGGCCAUGCUGGAUGCUGUCGCGGCAGAGCAGGCAGCAGCUAAGGUGGCUGCGAUCGACGCGGUCAACACUCGUGCACUCUGCGCGUCGAUGCAAGCGGUGAAGCAGCACUGCAACAGCUUGAUAGGAUGCACAUUGUACAACACGAACCACGACAUCGCCCCCAAGAUCGCUGCGAGUGAGGGAUGCUACGUGUACAACGAGCACAAGACACGGAGUGACGUGACGAAUCCCGGGAACAGAGGAGGAGCAGGGGGAGGUGCAGGAUACCUGAAGUCUUGUGUGGGGGUGCAGACAGACGAUUUUGUGGUGGGAGCGGCCGGAGACAAGGUGUUGACGGCUAGGAAGUGGGCGGUAGACGAGUCCAGGGCGAGGAAAUGGGCCGCCCGCAAAAAGUUCACCAGAUCUUGGAAGUUGCGGGUUCGGGGCGCAUCGUGCUACUGCUCGACUUGCCGAAUAGGCUGCUACGAUGACUGCAUGGUAGCGAAGGUGUACCCCGACUUGGUUGGCGAGAAGUCGGGAAAAGAGAUGGUUGGGAGACGCACGCUUGGGACUCAAUUGACCGGCGUUAUUCUUCCGGUCAUAUCUUCGGACGAGUCCCCAGUGGCGCCUACGCUUGACGAGAGCAUGGGGGAGGAGGAGGAGGAGGAGGGGGAGGAGGAGGGGGAGCGGGAGGAAGCGCAAUACGUAAGCUCAAGAGGUCGCGUAAGUAUCGCGAAGAAGAGGUUCCCGGAGGUGGGCUAG